Messenger RNA from Amoebophrya sp. A120, 2136 nucleotides. NCBI's taxonomy places the organism in Eukaryota, Dinophyceae, Syndiniales, Amoebophryaceae. The record is from the annotation of a GenBank genome assembly.
CUCAUAGAACAUAGCGGACCACCGCCACCCUGACGACAUUACACCAAAGAAAAAAGUGUUUAUCUGAAAGAAUCUGAUCUUGGUGGAUGCACAUAUAGUCAUGGUCGUUCAAACAACUCCCACGCGGGCAGUGGCGGUUGCUUCGGACCGUAGCACCAGCUCCUCGUCUCCUCACAACAAGGACUCAGCUACCUUUGCAGGAGCUGCAACAUCCGCGGUUUCUGCCUCUGCGACUUCGUCCAGUAGCUCCAGUACUUCUAGCAGGGGCAAGGACAUGCUUUCGCUUUCCGCAAAGAACACGAGCAAGAGGAAAGUGCUACAGACGGAUUUCACGUUGGCGGACUUUGAAAUCGGCACGACGCUGGGAAUCGGCGCUUUCGGGCGGGUGUACUUCGCGAAAUCGAAGAAGCACGGAAAUCGCAUUGUCGCUUUAAAGUCGCUGCAGAAGCAAAAGCUGGUGAAGCAAAACCAGACGAAGCAGGCCUACUGCGAGCGCGACUUGUUGUCGCAACUGACGCACCCCUUUCUCGUCGAGUUGUACGGGGUUUUUCAGACGAACCGCAACGUCUACUUUGUUCUGGAGUUUGUCCGCGGGGGCGAAUUUUUCUUCCACCUGCGGCAGCGCGGGCGGCUGAUCGCCCCGGUCGCGCGGUUCUACGCCGGCUGCAUCGUCGCGGCCUUCCAGUACCUGCACGUAGACAAACGCAUCGUGUACCGGGACCUGAAGCCCGAGAACCUGUUGCUCGCUCACGACGGGUAUCUGAAGCUCGCGGAUUUCGGUGCCGCAAAACUACUCGACGCAUGUCUGGCGCCUUCUAAUGGGGGUGCUCCAGGGGGUGAUUUUGGCACGAUGAAUCAGCUGCACGGCCGGACAAGUCAGGAGCUCGACGGCACUGCUCAGAACAAGCGAAUCCUGAACAAUUCGAAUCAAAACCGCGGACCUUCGUCCGGCAAGAAGUCGUCUCCAACAUCAGCGAGCUCUACCAGGCCCUCAUCUACCGCCAGCGAGCCGGUAGUACUCUCCUCAUUUCGGACCAGCCGGACAAAAUCCUUUGUGGGCACCCCGGAAUACAUCGCCCCCGAGAUUCUUCUGAACCAGGGUCACGACUGCGCCGUGGACUGGUGGUGCCUCGGUGUUUUUCUGUUCGAAAUGCUCACCGGGAACGCGCCGUUCCGCGAGGAAAGUUCCUCUAGUUCUGACGAAAACAGGGAGGACAUACCCCCUGGAGUCGAUGGUCGCGACGAGGACGGGAGCAAAAGUGCGAGCUCGCCACCACUGAGUAAACAAGACAACAAGCCACGGCAGAAAAAGCAUCAAGAGGCCGCGGCAAAGAUUCCCUACCCACUGAACAUCUACCAGAAACUCCUGGGACGGGAAAGAGUGCGGUUUCCAUCCUUCCUAAAGUCGGAAAAAUCUGCCCGAGACAUCAUCCAGCACCUGCUCUGCGCCGACCCGGGAAAACGAUGGACGCACAAACAGCUCGUGCCGCACAAGUUCUUCACCACGAUGGUGCUCGAAGAGGAGCUUGUUUCUUCUACAACAAGCACUAGCACAAAAAAUUCUCCAGAAGACAACAAGAGCGUCUGCGUCGGAGACCACAAGCCCAUGACCUCGACCUCCGUCGAAACAAAUAAAACCUCCGUGAUCAUCAGCGGGGAGAGGUAUUUUCAGCAGCUGCUGGCGAAGAAGCUGGAGCCACCCUUCCUGCCAACUUUGAAGAGCGAAGAGGACACGAGUAACUUCGAGUAUUACUCCGACUCGGAAGAGGACGAGAUCUGUGCGCACGCGAACGGAAAAUCCAAUAACUUCGCGAAAGUAAUGAGCACGGUCACAUACGAUGCAUGUCAGGAGGCUUUUCGAGCCUGGUGCUGAUCUUCCGAAACAAUCGCGUUGAAUUCAAUAUGAAUAUACACUUUUGGCAAAAAAUCAUGAAAGCAGUCGUUGCAGACUUCUUUGGAACUGGAUUGAUCACCCUCCUUCACAGUCGCAAUCGGAUGUCCACUUUGCAGUGACGAAAUUCAUUGCCGAGGUUCUCGUAAUUUUUGGUUCGGAUGAAAGACGACCGUUUCAUUUUUCUUGUGCCAACAACAUGAACAUCUAUAUCUAAGUAAGUUUUUGACCUUCAGGUUCAGCAC